Messenger RNA from Hordeum vulgare subsp. vulgare (domesticated barley), 1525 nucleotides. Its product is annotated as transcription factor MYB51-like. Lineage: Eukaryota; Viridiplantae; Streptophyta; Magnoliopsida; Poales; Poaceae. The coding region runs from base 219 to 1367 and encodes 382 amino acids. The record is from RefSeq and is a predicted model, not a curated record. The transcript is spliced from 4 exons.
UCCAACUUCCCCAGCGCUGGAUCAUCUUGUGGAGACGCGACAGGCGCGGUAGGUGCGGACGCACCUCGCGGCCAUGGAUCUGGCAGUUGAAUCCUUCCUCGGAGAUCCAGGCGUCCACGGCAAAGAUCGACGACCUCGUUGCCUCGCAUCCCGAUCUGGAGCGACACGUCGCCGAUCUAGGCGAUGCGGUGGCGGCGCUCCAAACGGUGCAUCAGCCGAUGCUUCCGACCUACCAGCGACGACUGGCGUCCAUGCUGGACACGGAUCUGGCGCGGUCGACAUCCUCCCAGGGCCACAGUGCCACGGCGUCGUUCCAUCACCACGAGGACCCCCCCGCGGUAUCGUUCCAGGCACCGCCACAGUCCCCGGCCAUGGGCGAGUUAGAACUUUCGAUGGGAAAACCGAGGAGCUCAGGUAAAGAGGUGGAGUCGGGAGCGCAGAUGGACGUGGGGCCAAGAAAGGGCCCGUGGACGCCGGAGGAGGACCUUGCGCUGAUGCAGUACAUCGAGCGCAAUGGCGGGAGCCAUGGAAACUGGCGGCGCCUGCCCAAGCUGGCUGGCCUCGACCGCUGUGGCAAGAGCUGCCGCCUCCGCUGGUGCAACUACCUCAACCCCAACAUAAAACGCGGCCCGUUCACCAGCGACGAGGACAAGCUCAUAAUCGAUCUGCACUCUAUUUUGGGAAACAAGUGGGCAGCUAUAGCCAAGCAAAUGCCUGGCAGGACGGACAACGAGAUCAAGAAUUACUGGAACACACACCUACGCAAGCAGGUGCUGGCCAUGGGCGUCGACCCCGUGACCCAUCUACCCUGCCCUCCCAUCGAGGCUGCCAGUACCCCCACCGGCACCCUCCUCGACCUCGUCAUGCUCCAGCAGGCGGAAGCCGCAAACUACCGGCACCUCGUUCAAGAUGCCAUGGCUAAGCUCUUCUGCCCUUGCUCACUCCACCUUGCGGCGCCUUUUCCUGACGCAAGCUUGUUGGCCAAUCUUGGUGCUACCUUUGUGCCGCACGGCAGAAACAACAGCAGCGGGGAGUUCAACAGCAGGGUAAACCCUUCGGCGUUAACAGGCAUGGCUCCGGUCGCGUCAUAUUCAUAUCCCUUCUUGGUUGGAGACAUGCCCGCCGCUGCCAGUCACGGCGAACUGAGCUCGAUGGCACAUGGCCACGAUGUGGUGACAAGCGGUGUAAACUUGACGGUACCCAUUGCACGAGAGGUACCGACAGUUUCGUCAGCAACGGCUGACAAGGCAAGCUCGUCGGCAGCAAUAGUGUCAUGCAGCCAGCUAGAGGAUAUGAACUAUUUGGACCUAGACAACGACGCCGACGAUGACGAUGAUAAGGGCUGCUGGAAUGAGUUGCUGGUAUAGGUCUCUGGUGAGUAUUGUACUAUUAAUAAUUUAGCAUCAUCGUCGUCUUCUGCAAAGUUUACACACAGAUGUACUACGUAGGAGGAAUAAAGAGGAAUAUUGGUGUAAAUUAUUAUUGUAUGCUUGAGUCUUUGGCACAUAUAUUGGGAUACAUUAUU